CCGGAGGUGCCUGCUGGGAGAGGUUUACUGCGCGGAGGAUUGUCUGGGUUCAGCAUCCCGUGGCCGCGGUCCCGAGUUGACAUCCAGCCUUGCGCCCCCUCCCAACGCCCUGGGUCGUGGGGUCCCGAGAGGCCAGCCGUCCUCCGGAACAAGCACCCUGAGAAGGAAGACGACUCGUAACGCAUCUUAAAGUCAAGGUUCAGAUGAGUUACCUUUUCGUUCGGUACAUGUCUGGUGUUGAGAGGACUCUGCAAUAUUUGCUUUCCCUGACCUGAAAUGCCCCCACCAGGACGAAUUCUUUGCCGAGAGGCGUGAUGGGGCCUUGCAGGUGUAUGCACAGAACAGAAGGACAGGGUGGGGAGGUUCGCGGUUGUGCUUGAUUUUAGCUGUGGUUUGGUCAGGAAGAUACUUGUUUUAAGGUGGGAUUCUCUGUCUUUCCCACAGGCCUGUCAAGAGUACAGUGAGAACAGAGAAGGUUUGAUUCUUGUGGCCACUAAAUAACAAAGUUUCCAGCUUGGUGAUGCUUUUAAAUUUAAAAAUUUUUAAAGUGGGGUUUGAGGGGCGCCUGGCUGGCCCAGUGAGUAGAGUGUGCAACUAUUAGGAAGUGUGCUGCCCGAGCGAGCAGGGGGGCGUGGAGCUCCUGAUCCUGGGGUCGUGAGUUCCAGCCCCACGUUUGCCAAGGAGCCCACUUAAACUUUUAAAAAAUAAAAUGAAAUAAAAUUUGAAGGAAUUGAGCCAUUAUUUUAAUAAGUAAAUAAAUAAAAAUGGGGUUUGAACAAGGGUCUUUAUCAUCAAAGGCAGGGAUUUUUUUUUUUUUCAGUGAUCAGUAAAUAGAAAUUUGUAUUGUCCACAUCUUUUUGGAAGUCUGACAGCUUCAGUCUGUUUCAGUUGCAUCUUUGUAUGAACUGCGAGAAGCAACGUGGCUUGAUGUUGAGUGUGAGUUCUGGGACUUAGAGCAGGGCUUGGCAGGCUUUCCCUCUGAAAGGUCACAUAUCGAACAGUUCAUGCUUUGUAGGCUACGUAUGGUUCCAUAUUUUUCUUAUUCAAUUGAUCUUGUUAAUUUUUACAGUGGUUUUAGAUUUGCAGAAAAAAUUGCAAAGUUGGUAGGGAGAAUUCCCCGGUACCCUGUACCCACUGUCCUGUUGUUAACAACGUACCUUAGUAUGGGAUAGUAGUUAAAAUUGGUGAGCCUGUUCUGAUACGUUAACUGAAGACCAUGCUUUAUUCAGAUUUCCUUAGUUUUUACGUAACAUUCUUCAUGUGUUCCAGGAUGCCAUCCCGGAGAUCACAUUACAUUUCGUUGUCAUGUGUCCCUAAGCUCCUCUUGUCUGUGACAGUUUCUCAGACUUUUCUUGUUUCUGAUGACCUUGAAGGUUUUAAGAGGUACAGGUGUUUGGUAGGAUGCCCCUGUCUUGGAACCUGAUGCUUUUCUUGUGAUUGGCCUAGGCUUUUGGUUUUGGGGGUGGGAGAUCACUACUUUCGUCAUGUCGUGGCAGGAAGACAAACCGUCAGCAUGAUUUAUGAUUGUGGAGUGUGUGCUUGGUUAUCUAGAUGAGGUGGUUUGUCAGUUUUCUCUACUAUGAAGCUCCUCCCAUUUUUCAAAGACCAGGUCUCCCCAGGGGACAGAUGCAUGUUUCAGAAGUCCUGUCUAGACUAGAACCUAGUCACGCUGAUCCUGACCCUGCCUCGGUGGUCACAUCUUUCUUUCUUCUCUCCUGCUCAUUCACUUGUAAGUGCAUUCACUGCAAUUAUGUUGGGCCUACCUGGCGUAAUUCGGGCUACGUCCCUGUCUUGAGGUCGGCUGACCAGCAACCCCAAGUCCAAGGCAACUUAACUCCCCUUUGCCAUGUAAUGUAAUGUGUUCACAGGCUCCAGGGUUAGGACAUGGACAUGUUGGGGAAACAGGCCUAUCCACGCACAGUUACCCUCAUGACCACAAUAUACCCACUCCCCCAUAACUGUGGAUUUUUUCUUUGUUGAUUUGUUUUAAACUGGGGACUAUCUUAAAUCCUGUUUCUUAUUGUGGAAUUAAUACAGGCCUGCAGCAAAGGUUGUUUCCUAAGGAGCUCGUAAAGAAGAUACUUGAAAUUACCCGUAGCUAUACCAUCCAGAGAUAAUUGCUGUUAAUAUUUUGGUAUGUGUGUUUCCAGCCCUUCCCCCCCACGCAUGGGUGUGUGCAUAUAUGUCUCCAGAGCAUUGGAUCCUGCCGAUACAUAAUUGAGCCACACAGUCUCCAAAUCUUGGUUUAUAGAGGAGUCCAGCUCAGCUGCGGGUGACAUGAUUCCUGUGUGCGCGUGGAGAGGAGAGCAGCGUGCCAGUGGGCCGCAUCUUGCUUUCCAAAAACCUCUCACACAUUUACACCUUAAAGGAUUAGAAAGACAUCAUUUGAAACUAAUGCCAUGAACGCAUGAUCAGUAAAGACAGGCUUUCAAAAUUUGGUUUUCUAGGAUUUUAAUUUUUCUUUCACAGAGCACGACAGGAGUCACUGAUACUAUAAAUACGAACUGCAUGUAAUAUUUCCAUGGGUGGAUAUUUGAGAAAAACAUAAGAAGACAGUAGUUUAAAACGUUCAUGUCAACAGAGGCACCUGGUUGGCUUAGUGGAACAUGCAACCCUUAGAGACAUGGGUUCAAACCCCAUAUUGAUUGGGUUUAGAGAUUGCUUAUUUUUUUAAAAUUAAAGUGUUCACAGAAAUCUUCCAUAUCACAUGGAAUAAAAGAUCUGGCCACAUCGGGGUUUCGUACGUAGCAGAGCAGCUCCCUCACUGCGGUCUAUUGAAAGUCAGCCCUCAACACAAGGGUUUGUAAGAAAAAAAAAAACAUAAAACAAAACAAAAAGAUCUGGCCACGGGCUAGUGUUCUCAGUUUGGCAUCUCCUCCGUUUGUUUUAUUUAUUUUAGACAGAGUGUGUGAGCAGGGGGGGAGCAGAGGGAGAGUCUCAGGCAGACUCUGCGCCCAGCAUGGAACCUGUUGGGGGCUCGAUCUCACAACCCUGAGAUCAUGACCUGAGCCAGAACCAAGGGUCGGACACUUAAGACUGAACCACCCAGGCGCCUCUCAGUUUACAUUCUUUGAGCUGGAUUUUCCAUGCAGAAGCAUGUCCGUCCCUCUCUGCUGGUGAAGAGGGAACAUUUCCUCCUUAUAUGUCUUAGACUCUUCUUUUUUUGCUAAUGUUAAUAUAAAAGAACUUCGUUUUUAAGAGGCUCUGAAAGUUUUGAGUUAGUGUGGAUUAUAGAGGCCGCAGUUGUGAGUGCGUGUUUUAGCAUAAGAAGAAAGAAGGUGGGCUUGAGUUUUUUCUAGAAAAUCAGAUUAAGGGUUGUGUAAUUUACUGAUUUUCAAUUAUAACUGCUAAAUUGUAUUAAGUAACUGUUGAUAUUACUGUGUUUUACGUAGAUUAUCUUCCUAAAAGUUUGAUGCAGUCUUACCUGGCAGGUGCUGUUUCUACCCCAGUCUUCCCGUGGGGAAGAGACAGUGUGAGGUUAGUAAUGGUCAGAGCUCAGAUUCACAUCCUGAAAGUCAGACCACAGAGCCUUAUUCUUACUUUCACCAAGAGCUCUCCUCCCACAUUAUGCAUACAUUAUUAAACCUACCUUCUUCACUUAGUACUUCAGCUUAAAUUUCUUUCUCAAAUAGUAUAAGUCAGUAUCAUUAUUAGUAAGCACAUUAGAUGCAAUUAUAGCAGACAUAAUUUAUUUAAUCUCUUUUAUAUGAGAUAUUUCUGCCUUUUUUUUUUUUCAUUUUUUAAAAUGAUUCUCUGGAAAAUCUGAAUAAAAUUGGUGGUUGACAUCAGUAUCAAUGUCCUGGUCGCUACAUCGUACUACAUAUUUGUGACGUAUUACCAUUGGGGUCAGCCGGGGGAAGGGUGUGGGAUCCCGCAGUAUUACGGCUUACAGCUCCACAUGAAUCUACACUUAGUUCAGAGAGUUCUUUGGAACCUGGCCCUUGAACAUUCUGAUACAUACAUUUGUGCACUACUCUAUCUGUUUCCAAGGGAUAAGUCCAGAAAGUAGAAUGCGGCAGCCGAGCCGUACGUACUCUUGUUAAGUGCCUACAAUACGAUAGCAGUGCUUAGAAUAGCAGGUGGCUGAGAGGACGUUGUCCCCUGCCCAUUGCUUAUGAGCCAGCCGGAAAGGGAAACGGAAUGGAAGCCCAGGGCGGCCUGUGGUCACGGCCUGUGGAGACUUCUAGGUGACUGUGCCAUGAGAGGUGCUGGGAAGGGAACAUCAUUCUCUUGUCAGGUCAUGACAGGAUCAUUCUGAACACAUGGGCUCUGUGUGGAGUACAGUGGAAUUUGUUUGCUAAGUGUUACACCUUACAUGUUUUCUUUAAUGAUGUUGAUGCAAAGUGAAGCCUGCAGGGUCCCCUGGUGUAGGGUUCCACAGGAUGCCAUGGCUGGAGGAACGAGCUCAGAAGUCAAGUUCAGCCUCCCGCCCAGAUAGCCGUCAGCACGCACGGGACGUCCUUCAGAAUCUUAGUCAUUUUUCUAGUCCGUGCCCUGACAUAUGUGGGUGUAGGUAGACAUCAAAAGAGUUGCUUUAGGUGUUAGGAAGCGAAAGGAAACAAAAGUUGUGAGUGAAAUAAUGCAAAGAUACCUCAGAAGGAAACUGUUUAAAAAGAAGUUUCUCUGAGAGUCUGUCGUUUCAUGAAUUAAAAAGAAACGCACACACAUACACAUGUCAGGCCAAUGCCUUGCUCCUCUUAGACACCCCGUGAGGUGUCCUUAAAAAGAAGAAAAGCAAGGUCAAAGGGUGUGUCCAGGUGUCACCAGGACCACCACCAGGUUCUGUGGUUCUCUGGGUGGACUCACAGGAUUCAACACGUAGUCCUGUCCAAGGCCAGGAUUUAUGCAAUGAAAGGAUACUCCGCACCAUCAGCAGAGGGACAGGUGCGUGGGACAGACGACACUGGAAGGAAACCAGGCACACACUUCCCAGAGCGCUCUCCCAGUGCAGGCACGUAGGACACGCACAAUCACUCCAGCAGCAAGUUACAGCAACACCAGCGAAGCCUUGUCCACCGGGGAAGCUCAUGUGGGCGGGGAAGGCCAGGGUUUUUAUCAGUCACAGGGGACCCUCUCUCUGGCACAUACCAAAGUUCCAGACUCCCAGAGGAAAGCACGGGCUCAGCAGGAUAAACCACAUCAUUCAUACAAACAGCUGAAGAGCCGUGAGCCGCUCCUCAGUCAGUCAGGGAACCACGGGGACCCUCUGGAGGUCCGGUCAUGGGCCAGUCUCGCAAGCAGUUUACUGCUCGUUACUCUUUCUGCACAAGGGAUCGUGACCUUCCCAGGCCUUUUUUUGUUGUUUCUCUGUUUCUGUUUUAUAUCUCUCUUGGGACUAGAAGGAUUCCUAGAACUCCCCUGGGAGCCGUUCCACUCAGAGUUCCCAGUAAAUACAGGGAGAAGAUGUAGAUUCACCCCAGCCAGGGAAACAAGGCCAUAAGCUCAAGUCCCGGAGUGUCCCCAGCAUGGAGCUUCCAGUGUCCUCUCCCACUGGAGUCGGGACCGGGUGCUCUGUCGGCAUCGAUGCAGGACAGUAUGCAUAGAGGACUGCCAGCCAGGGAAGGUCACCGAGCUUCACAACCCAGAGUUUCCGCUGGGGCUUCAGCACUUGGGCACAGUUCCCUGGUCGAUCAUCCAGACGUGGCUGACUCGUCUGUGUGUCAGUCUUAGUUCCCAGGCCAGUCGAUAACGCACAACCCAAAGCACCACCCUGAAUCUCCUGGUGGGUCUUCUUGGUGUAGUCAGUUCCCGUCCUACAACUGGUCGGGGAUGGCCAGCUGCACCCAAAACCAAGACCUUCCUAUCAGGUGUAAUAUAGAUUACCUCUUAGAAGUAGGGGACGAAAAACAAAAAGGAAUGAGAUCUUGCCAUUUGCAACAAGAUGGAUGCACCUAGAGAGAUGAUGCUCAGUGAGAAGAGAAAGGUAAAAACCCUAUGACUUCACUUCUACGUGGCAUCUAAACAAUAAAUCAUAUGAACAAACGAAAACAAAAACAAACCCAUAAAUCCGGAAAACAGAUAAACAUAGUUUCCAGAGGGCAGGGGUCCAAAAUGGGUGAAGGGGAGCAGGAGACCCAGGCUUCCAAUUCCAGAGUGAGUCCUGGGGAGGGAAGUCACCGCAUAGGGAACAUAGUCUGUGGUGACGUGUGGUGACGGAAGGCAGCUACGCCUGUGGCAUGUACGGUAUAACGUACAGGUUUGUGGAAUCGCCGUGUUGUACACCUGACACUAACUAACAUCGUGUGUCAUCAUAGUUCAGGUAAAAAAAACUAUGUUGAGGGGUGCCUGGCUGGCUCAUUCGGUGGGGAAUGCACCUCUCAAUCUUAGGGUCAUGAGUUCAAGCCCCAUGUGGGCAGUAGAGCAUACUUCAAAAAAAAAAUUGUUUUUAAGUUACAUUGAGAAACAACAGAUAAAAGUAGGUGUGACUUCAAGGCACAAACAAAUAAAAACUGUUCUGUGUGCACAGCUGGGUUUUAUAGGGCUUCAGGAAGGUUAUUUUUCCGUUUUGUUCGCGUCCCUCUUCAUCCUUUCUGGAUUCAUCAUGUUGAUGUGUGUGUCUUAUGGGGGAGGAAACAGCCGGAGUCGGGGGGCUUGGAAGCAAAGAUGGGGGACCAGUAAGCUCGUAUUAAGUCAUUUGGGGACCAAGGUGCACUUAUCUUAAUGCCUGUUUUUUUCUCGUCUAUCUCUGGCUUCUUUGGAUUUUGUGUCUUUGAUAAAAGAAACCCCAAGAGGACAGAUCAGUUGAUUCUAGAACUAUGGCGCACGUGAGUAUAUAUUUCUUUCCUUCUUAAAAUGCAUUUAGGUCCCGUGGCUGUUCUAAUUAUCCUGAAGCCCCUGCCCAUCCCAGGCCCACAUGAUGACCCACUGCCAGGUUCUUCCUAUUCUGGCGAACGGCAGUGCCGUAUAGCCCUUGCCCACCUGUGUGACUAAUGCUCACUUCACCCCUGAGCUGGGCAUUCCGUGUCCCCUCUGUGCUCACCUUGCCGUCAAGAGGAAUCGGGAGCAGGAGGGGAGGAGAGUCCCUUGAGAGAAAUACGAGUCAUGGGUGUGGUUUAUGAGUUGCGGAUGCUGCUCCCAUUUGACCGCAUGCAAAAACUGGAACUCCCUGCCAUUCUCCACCGGCAGUUUUCCCCCCCACGCAGAGGGCGGGGGGGGGGGGUAGUUCCCGGCUCUCCCGGUCAGUGGUGGUGAGAGCUGGAGCUCCAUGAGGCUUUUGGGAUUGGCUUGGACUGUGAUGGGGGCCCGAGCGCUGAGAGGCCUCGAGGUUACCAGGGGAUAUGAAGGGCACCUGCUGAGCACACCCUGCACACCGGCGAGCGUCCCCAGCGUUUGACAGCAGUCCCCUCAGUCAGGAGCAGAGAAAAGCCUGGGGUGUGGUGGGUUGUCACGGCCCCCCAGUGCAGAAGUCGCAGGUGAUCAUAUACCCCCAGAAUGGGGGAAAGCCUUAGACAUUUGGUUGUACCUAAGUGUACAACUGUAAGAAUUAAGUCCAGUCCAUCCCUGCGAUGGAAUAAGAAAAUGCUUUUGUCGUCACGUAGGAAGAAUGCUUAAAACCUUGGCAAAAUGAUGACCUUGAGGCUGAGAAUAUUCAGACACAUAAACCCUCGUUUCAAAAAUAAAAGCUGUCACUUCACACUUCAGAAACAAAAGCCUAGACCUUUUCUUUCCCUGGGAGGGUGGAAAGGGUGCCGCAGGCGUCCACGCUUGCCGAGACGUGACAAGGCAGGCCCGUAGCGGGCCCUGUGCUUGUGAACAGGAGCAGCCCGGGAUGGGUUCGCGCCUCCUGACGGCUUGGGGUGAUGAGGUGUUGCGCAGGGUGUGCGCUUUCUCUGCGGCAGCGGGCUCUUCGGGAGCAUUAGGGGCUCUGCUCUGUCCCAGUCCCCACUGUGCCCUGUACACCUCGAAGGCCUGUGGUCUGCUGCUGUGUCCAGCCCAACCCAGAGCAGAGCCCUCUCUCUGCUGUCCUUCUCAGGGACGUGUGGGUUUGUGUUUUCAGGGUUUGGUGACAUUCUCAGACGUAGCCAUCAACUUCUCUCAGGAGGAGUGGGCGUGCCUGGACUCCUCGCAGAGGGACCUGUACUGGGACGUGAUGUUGGAGAACUACAGUAACCUGGUCUCCCUGGAUUUAGAGUCACCAUAUGGGACCAAGAGUUUGCCUACAGAAAAGGGCCUUUAUGAAAUAAAUUUAUCCAAAUGGAACUCAAAUGGAAAAAGUAAAUCCCUUGGCCUUGACUGGAUGUGUGAAGGUGAGUGUGAAGGACCACGGGGCCCUCAAGAGGGCUGUUUCAAUCAAAUGAUAAUCAACUGUGAGAAAACGCCUACUUGUAGAGAAAAUACCUCUGUUAGACCACAUCAGAGACUUCAUACUAGGGAGAAUUCCUAUGAAUGUAAGGAAUGUGGGAAGGCCUUUAGUCGUGGCUACCAGCUCACUCAGCAUCAGAAAAUCCACACGGGUGAGAAACCCUAUGAAUGUAAGGAAUGUAAAAAGGCCUUUCGUUGGGGUAAUCAGCUCACUCAGCAUCAGAAAAUCCACACGGGUGAGAAACCCUAUGAAUGUAAGGACUGUGGGAAGGCCUUUAGAUGGGGUUCAAGCCUCGUCAUUCAUAAGAGAAUCCAUACGGGAGAGAAACCCUAUGAAUGUAAGGACUGCGGGAAAGCCUUUAGACGUGGUGACGAGCUCACUCAGCACCAGAGAUUUCACACUGGGGAGAAAGACUAUGAAUGCAAAGACUGCGGCAAGACCUUUAGCCGUGUGUAUAAACUAAUUCAGCACAAGAGAAUUCAUAGUGGUGAAAAACCCUAUGAAUGUAAGGACUGUGGGAAGGCCUUUAUCUGUGGCUCGAGCCUCGUUCAGCAUAAGAGAAUUCAUACUGGUGAGAAGCCCUACGAGUGCCAGGAAUGUGGGAAGGCCUUCACUCGAGUCAAUUAUCUCACCCAGCAUCAGAAAAUCCACACUGGUGAGAAACCUCACGAGUGUAAGGAGUGUGGGAAGGCCUUUCGCUGGGGUUCGAGCCUUGUUAAACAUGAGAGAAUUCAUACUGGUGAGAAGCCAUAUAAAUGCACAGAAUGUGGGAAGGCCUUUAAUUGUGGCUACCACCUCACCCAGCACGAGAGAAUCCACACGGGUGAGACGCCUUACAAGUGUAAGGAGUGUGGGAAAGCCUUCAUCUAUGGGUCAAGCCUCGUUAAACAUGAGAGGAUUCAUACAGGGGAAAAACCCUAUGAAUGUAAAGAGUGUGGGAAGGCCUUUAGUCAUGGCCAUCAACUUACACAGCAUCAGAAAAUUCACACUGGUGAGAAGUCCUUUUGAGUGUAAGGAAUGUGGGAAGCAUGUAACCACGUGAACCAUCUUAGAGAACAUCAGUGUUCACGCUGCUGAUGAACCUUUUGAACAAAAAGAGAGGACAGAAGCUUCUAUAGAGCAUUCCUUCCUUCCACAGCACAAGGAAAAUCCAUGAUACCGUUUAGCCUGGGGAAGCCUUCACUGGUCACUCUUGUUUAUAGCUCCUCAGAAUAGUCAUGCUCAAGGCACAUUUGGAGAAAUCCCUUCUUCAUGAUCACAACACACUAAGUGUAGACUUGUUUUUUGUGGUUUUUUUUGUCUUGCUGAAUUGGUUUCAUGGGUGGAUAGAAGCCUCCCUCCACCAUUCAAGCUCUAUCUCAGAUUUGUUCUAGGGAAUAACUCUGCUAAUGUAACCCAUGUGGGAGAGUGUCCCGCCAUGGUACACACCCUCCCUGUUACCAUCACCAUCCCACCCCUUUACUCCUGUGACACACUGGAAAAAUGACCUUGUUACCCCUGUGCGUUGUGUGUGAGAUGGGGACAAUCACACCUGCCUAAUACUGCUGUUGUGGUGACUGAGUUUGGUACAUGUAAACUCUGACGGUGUAUCUGGAACACUGUGUAAGCUCAAUAAAUAUUAGCUGUUGUUCUUACCAUCA
Lutra lutra (Eurasian river otter) is the source of this 9942-nucleotide messenger RNA. It is a transcript of the gene ZNF331, whose product is annotated as zinc finger protein 331. Gene Ontology annotation, biological process: regulation of DNA-templated transcription. The record is from RefSeq and is a predicted model, not a curated record. NCBI's taxonomy places the organism in Eukaryota, Metazoa, Chordata, Mammalia, Carnivora, Mustelidae. Bases 7769 to 9310 code for a protein of 513 amino acids. The transcript has 3 exons.